Medioppia subpectinata is the source of this 1678-nucleotide messenger RNA. The record is from the annotation of a GenBank genome assembly. NCBI's taxonomy places the organism in Eukaryota, Metazoa, Arthropoda, Arachnida, Sarcoptiformes, Oppiidae.
CCAACACUCAAACACUGAAUGCAUAGAAAAACAUAAACAUUGGAUAAACAGCUGAUCUGAAUAUGUGUUGUGUUGUUAUUCAACGCUCAUUUCACAACUCAUCUCAUUAUUCAUUAAAUUAUAUUUAAUUCAAUCAUUUAUUUAAUCAUUUAAACGAUUCAUAACAUCUUUGAGUUGAUCCCAAACCCAUCGGCAAACCUACUGUUCAUUGAAAAUGUUAUGAAACACCCGUUUUGUGGCCCAAAACACAAUCACCUAAUUUUUCGGUGCCAUUCAAUCAAUGCCUCAAACCAUGUGUUCAUUAGUUGUCAUAUUAAUUACGGUCGCAAUUAAGUCAACACGUGUUGACUCUCUGGACAAUGGGUUAUGUCUGACACCACCGAUGGGUUGGCUCUCGUGGGAGAGGUUUGGAUGCAAUACUAAAUGCAAUAUACAUAAGGAUCAGUGCAUUAGUGAGAAACUGUUCACAGAUAUGGCCGACCGUCUGGUGGCCGACGGGUAUCGGGACGCGGGCUAUGAUAGGGUCAACAUCGAUGACUGUUGGAUGAGCCGUAACAGAGCCGAAGAUAAGCAACUACUACCUGAUCCGCACCGCUUUCCCAAUGGUAUUAAAUAUCUGUCAGAUUAUAUGCACUCAAGAGGUCUAAAGUUAGGCAUAUAUCAGAACUACGGUUUGCGGACAUGUAUGGGAUAUCCGGGACUCAUCGGCUUUCAGGCGAUGGACGCCAAGACAUUUGCCGAUUGGGGCGUCGAUAUGGUUAAAGUGGACGCGUGUUUCACUCCCGUUCACACUCUAGACAAAGGGUUUGAGGACUUUAGCCAAACACUGAACCAAACGGGUCGGGCAAUGGUAUACUCGUGCAGUUGGCCGUACUAUCAGUUGCACACUUCGCAAGUGAUUCCCAACUGGAAUCUCAUCGCCGAUAAGUGCAAUAUUUGGCGCACAUAUCACGACAUUCACACCAAUUGGAAAGAUAUUUUGGCCACAAUUGACUUCGUGGGCGACAAUCAGGAGAUAUUCAACCGUAAUGUAGGCCCCGGACGCUUCAAUGAUCCCGAUAUGCUAUUGAUUGGUAACGAAGGCCUAACAGUGGACCAGUCGAGGGUCCAAAUGGGCAUUUGGUCCAUAAUCGCCGCCCCGUUAUUCAUGUCCAACGACUUGAGACAUAUCGGCCGUGAAUUCAAAGACAUUUUGCUAAACAGGGCUGUGAUUGGUGUGAAUCAGGACCGUAUGGCCCGACCGGGCGUUCGGGUCUUUCACAACGAAACUCUUGACAUUUGGUUGCGUCCGAUAUUACCGGAGAGGAAGGACACAACCGGUGACCAGACGUCAUAUGCCGUGGCGUUUGUGAACCGACGCACCGAUAGUGCCAUCAGUAUUGGCGUCCGAUUACAAGAAUUGGGACUCAAAUACAAGUAUUUGUUUCGCGAUUUAUUUGACACCGAAAACAAUGUUUGGGAACCGAAAGCAAUGACCGGAACCGACGAAAUACACGUAACCAUACCUUCGACUGGCAUUCGGCUCUUCAAAGCAGAACUCGAUAUCUCUUCUCAAUCUCAAGACAAACAGUUAUAAUUCGGUUUAUGAGUGGGGGAGGGGUUCCCCUCCCGGUGCGUAAACCCAUGCCAUACAUCUCUGCCAUCAAACAUGUGAUACAAUUUAAGGGCAUAUAACGGG